Messenger RNA from Triticum dicoccoides, 715 nucleotides. Its product is annotated as indole-3-acetic acid-induced protein ARG7-like. Gene Ontology annotation, biological process: response to auxin. Bases 22 to 438 code for a protein of 138 amino acids. The transcript has a single exon. Lineage: Eukaryota; Viridiplantae; Streptophyta; Magnoliopsida; Poales; Poaceae. The record is from RefSeq and is a predicted model, not a curated record.
CAAACUUUUGCAACUAGCUACAUGGCCUGCGAGGUUUUGUGCACCAAGGGGGUGGCUGAGGAGAGGUCGGCGACGGGGAAGGCCGGGCUGAUCACCAAGGCACUGGACCGGUGCUGGAGUACGACGGCAAGGAACUGCAAGCCAGCAGAGGGCUGCUUCUCGGUGUACGUCGGCGUGGGCAGGCAGCGGUUCGUUGUGAGGACGGAGUGCGUGAACCACCCAUUGUUCCGGGUGCUUCUGGAGGAGGCCGAGGAGAUGUUUGGUUACGCAGACACAGGGCCCCUUGAGCUGCCCUGCAACUCUGAGGCGUUCGCCGGGGUGCUGGAGCAGAUCAAGGAGGAGAUGCAGAUGGCGGAAGGGAGGAGGUACGGCCUCCUCAGGGGGAAUUCCUACCGGCUGCUCGGCACCGGUCAGACUGUCAUCAUCAGCCGGUUGUAGCAGUAUAGUGGAUUGGCAUUGAAUGAUGCCGAGUUGACGAGCUCCGAGUUUCUGCUGAGCUCGCAUUUUCUCAUGUACACAUUUUGAAGCAACCUUAGCAUUCCCAAGUAUGAUAAACAACAUCAUCAUAUACUGGACAAUGUUAGAUAUUUUUAUUUCUUCUUCCUUUUUCUAUUUUUGUGAGAAAGCCAAUGUUAGCUGUUCAUGUGUGUUCACCUUAUAAGUUGUAAUAACUGUCAGUGAAAGUGUUAUACAGAUACAUGAUAUGAUUUUUCAA